Messenger RNA from Parasteatoda tepidariorum (common house spider), 1978 nucleotides. RefSeq lists its product as uncharacterized. NCBI's taxonomy places the organism in Eukaryota, Metazoa, Arthropoda, Arachnida, Araneae, Theridiidae. The record is from RefSeq and is a predicted model, not a curated record.
AACGUGACGCAAUGGCCACAAUACGAGCGACUCGCUCGCAGAGAUAGUGCGUCGGCGUGAUCGGCGAGAUGACUUAUCGGCAGGUGAAAAAUUAAAUCCAAGCCUGUAAAUAUUAGGCAUCGUCCAAGAUUUAAAACUUUUGGAAGUGUUUGUUCCUAAAAAAUAACAACACCAUGGGAUUUUGUGGGUGUAGCCUUGCUGCAUCUACAGUGACUGCUGUAGUUUUGGGUCUGGUGGAGAGUAUAUUUGGACUUUCAUGGAACAUUCUAGUCAUUGUGUUAAUGUCCUACGACCCUUCGAACGAAACGAGUGUCGUGGAAAACGACAAUUCUACGGAGGAAUCUUUUUACCAUUCCGAAGACAAUGUCACAGAUCUGUGGACUACGCUCAGUGAUAACAUCAAAUCCAAAAAAGCAGUUGAGGAACAUAUGUUUGAAAUAGUCAUCGCAGCUUUAGUUCUCAAUGCUAUUUGGCUCAUUACAACAUUAGCUCUAGCUGUAGGCAAUGCUGAAAAAUGCCGAGACAUGCUGAAACCUUGGAUUGGAGUAACAAUUAUAGUAACAGUUACUGAUAUUGCUGCUACAAUAUUUUACAUAUUCAAAGCUGUUAAAGACGAUGAAAUAGAUGAUGUUGGUACAGCUUUUUUCACACACAUUCAUGUUUUUUACGCAUUCAUGUUUUCUAGGGGAGGACCCAUAUUAUGGAUCAUCAAUGUGGCUCUGUGUGUAUUUGUUGCACAGCGUGUCAAAGAAAUAGAGGUUGGAAAAAAUAAAAGGCUGCCAUUUGGAUCAGAUUUUCAUAUCAAUCCUUACUCUCUGAGUCCACCGUAUGAUGCAUUUGAAACUCAGUCGUCCAAUCACACAUCAAAAACUUUGAGACCGCACACUCCUCCUCCUGACUACGAAGGACCCAACGGGAAGAAAAGGAGGCCUUCCUUAUCAUCAGAGCCAGAGACAACAACUCUUCCCUUGAGCAGUGCUGGUAGUAAAGGCUCUCUGGCAAGGAGACCACUCAGUCAAAGCAGUUAUUUGUAUGAUGACAGAGUGGAACUACAACAUAGAGCCUCUUGUGCAGCAGAGACAGUUCUUCAUCAUGCCUAUGUCAACAAAGGACUCGUUAUGGAAUCGGAAGGGUGGAUGGGUAUUCCAAGACCAACUUUAAAAACCAACCAUUCAUAAAGUAUAUCCACCAUCUUUUUCACAAUACCAACAUUAUAGAAAUACAGAGAUUUAAGAAAUGAAGAACAUUUUAAAAGUAAGAAAGAUCUGUCGCAUGAAUCUGUGUGUUUCAAUUUGAAUAUGCCAAUGAACACAACAUAGAGGACAUCAAAUUUUACAGUUCUUUGAAUUUAUGAUCAUUUAUUGUGAAGUCUGACUAAAAGAGGAAAGUUGGACAUUUGUGAGUAAUACUUUGUUGUAAAAUAUAUGCCAAUGUGGAAGAAACUCUUGAUAAAUGAUGCCAAUAAUUAAGCAUCUGCGAGGAAAAAUAUUUAUUUAUACAUAACUUUGACAGUAUCAUGAAUUAACAUCCCUGGUAAAAUCAUGCCUCCGGAAACAACAUCCUUACUGAAGUCAACAACUUUUUUUUUCUUUAAAGAAAAACUAUUAGCUUUUUUUCAUUUGUAAAAAUUAGAAAGAAAAACAAUUGAAAAUAAAAAUACACAAAUAUAGUCGAACCUCGAUAAAACGAAAUCUGUGGGACCAUCAUAAUUAUUUCAUGUUAACCGAAUUUUGUCUUAUCCGAUAAUCGUUAAAACAACUUAAUCUGGUACUAAUUAUUAAUUAGGACAUUUACAUAAAAUCAAUGACACUGAUGCACUUUGGGAGCAAGUGCUUUAAUUGCCAAAUGCUUAUGGGGGGGAAAUAAGUUGUUUACAGAGUUAAUUUGCUUUCCUUGUAUAAUUUAAAAAAUCUUUUAUGUGUGUACAUAGAUUUGAUUAUGUUUGUGUUGAAUAUUUGUAAUAAAAAAAACUUAUUUA